This is a messenger RNA of Drosophila kikkawai, 1355 nucleotides long. RefSeq lists its product as uncharacterized. NCBI's taxonomy places the organism in Eukaryota, Metazoa, Arthropoda, Insecta, Diptera, Drosophilidae. The record is from RefSeq and is a predicted model, not a curated record.
AUGGCUAACAGCAAAGAUAAUAUUACUAAUCCCAAUGAACACUUGGAGAUACCCAAGUGGAUAAAUGAGGAAUACUUUGAGCAGGUUCUAAAUAAAGACGAGCCCCAAUAUGAGAAGAUACUGAGCUUCAAGCCGGUAGCUGCGAUUCCGCCGGGCGAGAAUUUCACUUCGAUUAUGCUGAGAAUUCACUUUGAUCUUCAAAUGAGGGAUGGCAAUACCAAACACAAGACUUACAUAUUCAAAACCAUGCUGGCGGAGGAUCGUGGUGGCAAGGAGAUCCGUGAGGGUGGCAUUUUCGACAAGGAGCUAAUGAUGUACCAGACCUACCUGCCCGCCUUCGAGGAGCUCUACCGUGCCGCUGGAGAGCAGAUUCAGCUGGCGCCCAAGUGUCUACAUACAGAUCAGAGGGAGAAUGGCAUUCACUUUGUAUUCGAGGACCUAGGAGUGAAAAAGUUUAGAAAUGUAGAUCGCAUUCAGGGUCUGGACCUUGCCCACAUGAAGCGAUCUUUACGAAAACUGGCUGAAUUCCAUGCGGCAGCCUCUGUAUAUGCGGGGAAAAAUGGAUCUUAUCCCGAUGAUUUUGAGGAAGGAUUCAUUGCCAAGGACAAACUGGAGCUGCACGAGCAAGGCUUCAAUGUAAAGGCCAGGUCUUAUCACAAGGCCAUGGAUGGAUGGGGCUUAGAAGAUCAGGAAAAGUACCUGAAGAGUUUUCCCACCGCCCAGCAGUAUGUGAAGAUGUGCGAAAGCAAUUUCAGUGCGGAUCCCCAGGCCUUCAACACGCUCACCCAUGGCGACUUUUGGUCCAGUAAUCUCAUGUGCAACUAUCUGACCAAUGGCGAAAUCAAUGAGAUGAUCAUGGUGGACUUUCAGCUGUGCAAAUGGGGCAGUCCUGCCCAGGACCUUUUGUUUUUCAUCACUCUCUCGGCGGCCAGGGAUAUCAAGCUCAAGGAAUUCGACAACUUCGUGAGGAUCUAUUGGGAGCGACUGGUGGAGUGCCUGAAGCUAUUAAAGUACCAGAAGCCUCUGCCCAAAUUGCGCGAUCUUCAGACUUCGUUGUAUCAGGAAAACAAUACUAUAUACGCCUUUAUUGCCAUCUUUAAUCAUUUGCCUGUCAUCCAAUUUCCCUCGGACAAGGAGUCCAACUUGCAUUCCCUUAUCAGGGACGAUGAGGAAGGUGACAAGUUUCGCCUGCGCCUGUUCACAAAUCCUUCGUUUUGCAGUCUCAUGAGGGAGAUAUAUCCCUUUUUCUACAAUCGCGGCAUCUUUAACUUCAGCGACUACCAAUAAUUUAUAGAUCUCAAAUAUACUGAAAUAUAACUAUAUUCUGGAAGGUCUAAAGACUUGUUUUAGUAAAC